Messenger RNA from Candidozyma haemuli, 744 nucleotides. RefSeq names its product phosphatase PAP2 family protein. NCBI's taxonomy places the organism in Eukaryota, Fungi, Ascomycota, Pichiomycetes, Serinales, Metschnikowiaceae. The coding region runs from base 1 to 744 and encodes 247 amino acids. The transcript has a single exon. Gene Ontology annotation, molecular function: phosphatidate phosphatase activity. The record is from RefSeq and is a predicted model, not a curated record. Gene Ontology annotation, biological process: phospholipid metabolic process.
AUGGCGUACUUCUUUAUUGUGGCUGAGCACGCCAGGCCGUUCAAUCGCCAGUUCAAGCUUAACGAUCACACGAUCCAACAUCCAUUCACUCACGAAGAAAGAGUCACUGGCCACAUGUGUCUUUUCUUAGCAGCUUUCGUUCCAUCUGUAUCCAUGACCGUGGGUAGUUUCAUCAAGCACCGCAAGAACAAAGAUCAGGCCUUGCAUUUGUUGCAAGUAUCGUUGCUUGGAGCGGCGUUAACAGUGAGCUUAGACGGCAUUAUCACUGAUAUUUUGAAGAACUGGGUUGGUAGACCAAGGCCAGACUUCUUGGAAAGAUGUGGUGCUCCGUCCAACACGCCAACGGACGUGUUCGUGGAUAUUUCCGUAUGUACAGCUCCAUUGGGAGAGUUACGCUUGAUCGAUGGUAUGAGACUGACACCGUCUGGUCACUCGCUGAUUUCCUUUUCAGCGUUUUUGUUUUUGGCCAUGUGGCUCUUUGGCCAGUUGCAGCUUUCUGUCAAUGUUGCAUCAAAACCAGUCUACUUAUAUAUUCUUAGCAUGCUGCCUCUCGUUUUGGCCGCUUACGUUGCCCUUUCUAGGGUUCAGGAUUACAGACAUCAUUUUCUGGAUAUCGUGCUGGGCAUGAUUAUUGGAUGCUCCGUGGCCGUGGCUGUUUACAGAAAGUACUUCCACUCAGUAUUUGCAGAGAACUCUCACGAGAUCAACGGCGAGGAAGAUAACAGCGGGGUUUUGCCAUUAUAA